Messenger RNA from Ostrea edulis (European flat oyster), 924 nucleotides. RefSeq lists its product as uncharacterized. The record is from RefSeq and is a predicted model, not a curated record. The transcript is spliced from 4 exons. Lineage: Eukaryota; Metazoa; Mollusca; Bivalvia; Ostreida; Ostreidae. The coding region runs from base 190 to 708 and encodes 172 amino acids.
AAUGUCAUCUUUAUUCGACCGAGCAAUUGAUUUUCGGCGCUCAUUUCACAAUCUGAUUAGUAAUAGAAAAUUCUUGAAUUGGACACCCCGAGGUAUUGUAGUUCCGCAUGAAAGAGUUAUGUGUCCACGUUGUUGGCAAACUUCACGCACAAAGCUUUUGAAAUCAACCCUGCGAUUGAGACACAGAAGAUGGCUUUGCAAAAAUGUCUCGCUGUAUUUUUAUGUUGGAUUUGUUUAUUGUUGGUGGAAGAUUGUGAUGCGGGUUACAGAUCGUAUAGACGGUAUUAUUACACAACGUAUUACAGCAGCGGCGGGGUGAUUGGUGGUAUAGUGUCCGCUAUUGGGUCUGGAAUCACAUUAACAAUAAUCAUCAUAUGUUGUUGCGUCCGACGAUCCAGAAGAAAUGCAAAUAAUGCAGGUGUUUUCAUCUGUAACCCAAACAACCCGCCCACGAUCGUUACAUCAAAUGUUUCUUCAGGAGUUACCUAUCCUCCACAGCCAUAUGCGCAUGGUGGACAGUAUAAUACUGCGUUUCAGUAUGGAGUGGGUGCCCCGGCCCAGAAGAAUGGAGACGCUCCACCACUAUCCUAUGGCGUACCAGCGCCACCAUACAACUCUGUCGUUGGUCAAAAUGACGUUGCAUAUCCUCCCCGUCCAACACAAGAAAAUAUUUCCUACGCGUCAGCUCCUCCACCGAAUAAAUAUUGAUUUGAACAUUUAAAUCAAAAUGUACUAUAAUAUUAUGUAGCAUAUAUUACAUUUUAAGCAUCAAGAUGUAUCAUUUAUUUCAUGCCUAAAGCAUUGUUGAAUCCGAUUUCAAUUUUACAUUUUUUUUUUAUUCCAACCGGUGCAAUCUCUAGACUUUUGUAAACCUUUAUUUUUUUUAUUCUUUGAGCAUUUUUGUAUAUAAAAAUGAUAUAUUUU